This is a messenger RNA of Electrophorus electricus (electric eel), 1413 nucleotides long. The record is from RefSeq and is a predicted model, not a curated record. NCBI's taxonomy places the organism in Eukaryota, Metazoa, Chordata, Actinopteri, Gymnotiformes, Gymnotidae.
AUGGAUCGAGUCACCUUUCAAACUCUGCUGAGGACAUUUGUGGGCCUGCUUGCUGCCUUGGCCCUCACAUCAGGGAUGUUUGUUGGAAAGGGGGAUAGACCCGUCUUUUCUAUCAACGACAUGUUCUUUAAUGUCUCAGAGGAUUAUCCUCUACCACACAGCAAUCAACCAAACGGGUUCCCUGUUUCCGGUCCAGAAACCCGAAUGGCUGGUGCCAACUCACUAGACCUGUCGUACUGCUACAUGAAUCAGAAUGUGUCAGUGACACUGACAGCUGAUCAGGUGCCCUCUUUCUGCAUCUGCACCCUCUGUAAUGCAAGCAGCACUGGACCUAAGGGUGACAUGGGUGACAGAGGCCUACCAGGUCCGCCUGGCAGCCCAGGCGUGAGAGGCCUAAAUGGUGCCAGAGGAGCUCCAGGUUUGAAAGGUUUUCCAGGAGUGAAAGGCCAGAAAGGCAGUGAAGGCACAAAAGGAGAGCAAGGGCCACCGGGUUUCAUUGGAAUGAAGGGGGAACGUGGGAUCAAGGGAAAUAAAGGGGAUGUGGGUACAGACGGGAGGCCAGGGUACCAAGGGCCUGCUGGAGAACCCGGGGUAUGUGCUGCAUCAUGCGAUUUCGUUCAUGGACCCCCAGGAAAUGUGGGUCUGCCAGGAAUUGUUGGGUCAAGAGGCCUACCAGGGUCCACGGGAAUUCCUGGUGCAAAAGGUCAGAAGGGAGAUAUGGGAGAAAUAGGUCAACCUGGAGGCCUGGGUAUUCCUGGGACAAAAGGGGAUCAGGGCGAACAGGGUGUGUGCAACUGCAAGGAUGGGGCUAAAGGCAUACCUGGACAGCCAGGGAUUUCAGGGCCAAAGGGUGAAAAGGGUGACACUGGUCCUCAGGGGCCAGUAGGCAUGGGUGGUGUAAAAGGUGUGAAAGGAGAACUGGGAUUGACAGGUAUCCCUGGCCCCUGCUCUCCUGCCAUCCAGUCAGCUUUCUCAGCAAAACUGACUAACAUGUACCCAGCACCAGAUCAACCUGUUCCCUUCACUGCAGUCAUUUACAACAUCCAGUUUCACUACAAUCCCAGUUCAGGUGUGUACAGGGCCCAUGUGAAUGGCACAUAUGUUUUCAGCUACCAGUUAGUAGCUUACAGCAAACCACUCAAAGUGGGACUUUUCCUCAACUUCAUACCAGUGGUGAAGAGCACAGAGAUAGUCACCUUAGAAACAGCUUCUCAGCAGGUUGUCCUGCACUUAUAUAUGGGUGACCAAGUGUGGCUUCAGGUAAAGGAUCAAAACAAUAAUGGUAUGUAUACUGGCACUGAGUACAGUAGCAUCUUCUCAGGCUUCUUGCUUUAUCCAGACAGCUGCGAUAUGCCACUAUUCCGAGAGAUGGAUAACCCUAUCAUUAAUAAUGGAAAGUACAACUGGAACUGA